Cucurbita pepo subsp. pepo (vegetable marrow) is the source of this 957-nucleotide messenger RNA. RefSeq lists its product as uncharacterized. The record is from RefSeq and is a predicted model, not a curated record. Gene Ontology annotation, molecular function: RNA binding. NCBI's taxonomy places the organism in Eukaryota, Viridiplantae, Streptophyta, Magnoliopsida, Cucurbitales, Cucurbitaceae.
CAGAACCCAACCCCUUUGUUCAACAGUUCAAAUCCGUCUCUGCAAAAUUAAGAACCAAACAAACAAAGAACACCAACGCCACAUAACAACCCCUCCAAUUUCUUCUAUAAAUCUCCAUUAAACCUUCUCUGUCUUCUUAAUUCAUGAACAUCACCGUCCACCACACCACCGCCGCCCUCCUUCCUCCUCCUAAUCCUUCCUCCGCCGCCCCCAUGGCCGAUCAUUUCUCCAAUCCCCCGCCGCUCUUCGGCGACACCACAUGGACCAAAGUCUUCGUCGGCGGCCUCGCUUGGGAGACCAAAUCCGACGAAAUGCACAGAUUCUUCCAACAGUUCGGCGAGAUUCUCGAAGCCGUCAUAAUCAAAGAUAAAACCACCGGCAAAUCCAAAGGCUACGGAUUCGUCACUUUCCGAGAUCCUCAAUCGGCGAGAAUGGCCUGCGCUAAUCCAAAUCCGAUUAUCUGUGGAAGACGAGCAAACUGUAACAUCGCCGUCUUCGGUCCGCCUCGUCCUCCGCCGUCCGGAGGGAGAAUCCAAACUACAGCGUCGUACGGCGGGUUACGGCCGUCGUUUCCGCCGCCGCCGGUCAUUUUCCCGCCAUACAGAUACCGAUCCUACGCUCCAAAUUACACAGUACCUUAUGGCUAUGGCUAUGGCAUUGGGUACGGCCAUGGCUAUGGCUAUGGUCAUGGCUAUGGCUAUGGCUAUGACUGUUCUUCAUCAUCACCGGCUCCAAGAGCGCCAUUUUCAUCGCCAUCAUCAGCAGCAGCACCCUAUGUUCCGUACUAUAUGAAUCAGGGGUUGUUCUACUCUCCGAUGCACCAGAUUAUUACUCCCAGUACUGGUUGGGAGACUCCGCAGCAUACUCCAACGGACACAGAAGGUGGAGGCAGUGGCUUCAAUAGCCCAAACUCUUCAUAGAAUCCUGUUUAUAUUAUAUUAUAUUAUAAUAAUAUUA